Messenger RNA from Lodderomyces elongisporus, 2760 nucleotides. It is a transcript of the gene OPT6, whose product is annotated as Opt6p. Gene Ontology annotation, cellular component: plasma membrane. The transcript has a single exon. The record is from RefSeq and is a predicted model, not a curated record. Gene Ontology annotation, molecular function: oligopeptide transmembrane transporter activity. Bases 1 to 2760 code for a protein of 919 amino acids. NCBI's taxonomy places the organism in Eukaryota, Fungi, Ascomycota, Pichiomycetes, Serinales, Debaryomycetaceae. Gene Ontology annotation, biological process: transmembrane transport.
AUGGCAGGUCAUGAGUACAUUGAGCUAGAAUCGUUUUCAGAUAACUCUAGUGACUUUAACAGUAAACAGCUGCAUGAUAAUAAGACCUCGUCAAGUUUCUCAUUGACAGCUCUCAAUAAAGCACAGCUUCUAUUAAUCUUGCUAAGACUCGGAGUCAUUAGCGAUGAUGUUUACGAAACAGGAGUUUUGCCUUCUCCGAGCAAAUUUUCACAAGGCACAAAGUAUAUGAUUGAAAAAAUCACUAGUCUAUCAGUUUUUGAUGCAAUUGAAAUAUUACGAAAUGCGCUAGCAGAUCACAAAGAAGAUGUCAAUUUUCUUCGUGAAGAUUACCGGCUUCUUGAAAGAUUAGUGAGUCAAAUCCCCGAAGGAUUUGGAGAACGCAAGGACGACUGCAAUGAUAAAAUAAAGAGAAAUCUGGAGAAAGUUAUAGAGGAGAGAUAUAUUGAUACGUUCAAAAACAAGACAUACUUGCAUAUCAUCGACUGGGAUUUACAGGUACGACUCGAAGCAGCAUUGAUUGAGUUUCACUCGCCCUAUCCAGAAAUUAGAGCCAUUACUGACCCCUACGAUGACCCCAAUGUGCCAGUAGAGACUUUUCGAUGCUAUUUCAUAGGGUUUACCUGGACAUUUAUCGGAUCUAUUAUUAAUAGUUUCUUUGUCCAUAGAAUGCCCAGUAUUGGGCUUAAUUCGCAUACAAUCCAGAUAUUGCUAUUACCAUGUGGGAAAUUGUGGGAAAGAUUUGUACCCAAUAAAAAAAUAGCACUAGGUCUGCUAUCGUUUGAAUUGAAUUCGGGGCCAUGGACGUAUAAAGAAAUGAUGCUUUCUACAAUUAUAUACCUGUGCUCUGCAAGCAUCCCUUACCUGAUCUACAACAUUUUUGUGAUGAAAAUCGACAAAUUUUAUGGCCUCAAAUGGGUCGGCAUAGUCUUUCAAAUAUUGCUCACGAUAUCAACGCAGUUUCUAGGCUUUAGUUUUGCAAUGAUUAUGAAAAAGGUUUGUGUUUAUCCAAGCAAAGCCAUUUGGCCAACACUACUUCCAACAAUUGCAUUAAACAAGGCUUUGAUGAAUGAGGGCGAAAAUAAUAAAGUUCACGGGUGGAGCAUAUCUCGAUACAAAUUCUUCAUGAUUGUUGGCGUUUGCAGCUUCAUUUACAACUGGGUCCCAAUGCACUUAUUCCAAGCACUUUCAAACUUCAACUGGCCUACAUGGUUCAACCCAUCACUGAUACAUUUAACCAAUAUUGCCGGCUCCACAAUGGGAUUGGGGCUUAACCCACUACCAACGUUUGAUUGGAACCAGCUCAAUGCAGGUGGUUGCUUAACCGUUCCGUUUUACACGUAUAUGAACAAAUAUUUGGGUAGUCUCUUGGGGUUUAUUGUGAUCUUGAUUGUUUAUUACACAAAUAACUACUAUACAGCAUUUCUCCCUAUAAACUCAAAUAGAUUGUUCAACAAUAAAGCCGAGGUUUACAAAGUUCAUGAUAUUUUGAAUGAAAAGAACCAAUUUGACCAUGGAAAAUAUCAAGAUAUUGGACCGCCAUAUUUUUCUGCUGCGAACUUGGUGCUCUAUGGUGCAUAUUUCUGCCUCUAUCCAUUUGCAAUACUAUAUCAUUUCGUCACUGAAUGGAGUUCGACGAGAGCAAGUUUUCAUAGCGUAUGGCUUUCAAUAACUGAUGCAUUUGGGAAAGGAAAAGGAAAUGAAACACAAACUGGUGCAGAACACCGUUUUGGUAGAUAUGCCUCUGAUGCUCAUUGCAAGAUGAUGGCCAAAUAUGAUGAUGUUCCAGACUCGUGGUUCAUUGCAAUAUUGGUGGUGAGUACCUUGUUUGCUGUUGCCACUGUACUUUUUUACCCAGUAGAGACACCAGUGUGGGGAAUUUUUUUCACUAUUUUGAUCAACUUUAUUUUUCUAAUUCCGUUAACAGCAAUUGCUUCAGUUACCGGGUUUUCAUUUGGAUUGAAUGUGUUGGUUGAACUCAUUGUUGGAUAUGCUAUACCCAACUCGGGAUUGGCAUUGAUAACAUUGAAAGCAUUUGGCUACAACAUCGAUUCUCAAGCAAGUAACUAUAUCACAGACCAGAAGUUGGCACACUAUUCCAAAGUUCCGCCAAGGGCGAUCUUCAAGGGACAAUUAAUCUCAACCUUGAUUAAUAUUGUUGUGUCGUUAACGGUUGCAAAUUGGCAGCUUGCACAUAUACCCGAUAUUUGUGAUUCGCACCAAAAAGAUAAAUUGAGUUGUCCCGGAGCAAAUACAUAUUUCUACUCGAGCAUUCAGUAUGGAGAGAUUGGACCUGCAAAAGUAUUUAGUGGUAUUUACCCUAUUCUCAAAUGGUGUUUUUUACUUGGCGCAUUAUUAGUUUUACCGUGUGUUUGGUUUAAAAAAAAUGGGCCUCAGAGAUUAACAAUGUAUUUCCAGCCCAGUAUCAUCAUUGGCGGGUUCCUCGAUUUUGCUCCGUACAAUCUCCUGUACUUUACUGGCGGGCUAUAUCUUUCAUAUAUUUUCAUGUACCAAAUUAAGAAGAAUUACUUGCUUUGGUGGGAAAAGUAUAAUUAUAUCUUGACGAGUGCAUUAUCUGCUGGUGUUGCGUUUAGUUCAUUGUUGAUAUUCUUUACGGUACAAUAUCAUCCUCGAGAGUUGAAGUGGUGGGGCAACUUGGUCAGUCAGCAGGGCAUUGAAGGCGGGUAUUUACCUGACAUAUGGAAGGAUGUGUCAACUGCGCCUGAUGGGUAUAUUGGUUUGCGUAAGGGCAACUAUCCAUAG